UCUUCGUCAAGGUGGUUUCGAGACUGGGAAGACGUCGAAGUUGUCCUACGGACACCAAAGAGCUUGUCCAAGAACAAUAACCAGUACAAGCCUAUCCGUAUAGCCGUAAUAGACACCGCUGUUGAUCCAAGUCGGAACCUAGUUUGCAAAGACUUUGUCCAAACGGGCAAGCACAACUCCGACCAGCGCAUCAAUCCAGAGACGUCACAACAUGGAACGCAGUCUGUGGAUCUCAUCUACAAGAUGUACGACAAGGCCGAGAUAGUGGUCGCAAGGGUGUUUGAGAACGACCAGGCGGAUGAGAAGAGGGAGCCGUACUUGAUGGCCGAGGCUAUCGAGUGGGCCAUCAAAGAGAAAGUCGAAAUCAUCAGUAUCUCCGCCGGCUUCGCUACCUGCCCGAAGCCCCUUAGAACCGCCGUCCACGCCGCACAUGCCGCCAACAUACUCAUAUUCGCUGCAGCUUCCAACUGGGGCAACACAAACUCAGUCGCCUUUCCAGCUCGCAUCAAGGAUCACGUGUUUUGCAUGUUUGCUACAACUGGUGCUCUGAAGAUUGUCCCGGAGAUCAACCCUGAGCCACGCCGGGCAGCCGACAACUUUGCCUUACUUGGACAACAUAUCAACCUACCUCCCCAUCCUGAGCCCCUGAGCGGAACAUCCGCUGCAACUGCGCUUGCAGCAGGGAUGGCGGCACGAAUACUCGACUUUGUGCGGCACACAGAGAGAAAAUCUGAGAUCGAGGGAGCAUGGAUGGUUCAGUCAAAGGCAGGAAUGACGGCUAUCUUCAGGAGUCUGGUCAGGAAGAGUACGGGAUACGACUGUGUGCAGCCGAGACUCUUGCUGCCUCCAGGCCCUGAUUUGCCAGACCUGGCAGAUAGUAGGACUCAUGUUCGGCGUUUCCUCUAUGACGCACUUGCACGCGUAGAAUGA
Molecule: messenger RNA, 930 nt
Organism: Colletotrichum phormii
Lineage: Eukaryota; Fungi; Ascomycota; Sordariomycetes; Glomerellales; Glomerellaceae
Product: peptidase S8/S53 domain-containing protein
Exons: 2
Biological process (GO): proteolysis
Molecular function (GO): serine-type endopeptidase activity
Source: RefSeq, a predicted model, not a curated record